Molecule: messenger RNA, 906 nt
Organism: Radiomyces spectabilis
Lineage: Eukaryota; Fungi; Mucoromycota; Mucoromycetes; Mucorales; Radiomycetaceae
Exons: 7
Coding region: 1-906 (301 amino acids)
Biological process (GO): mRNA splicing, via spliceosome
Cellular component (GO): nucleus; U2 snRNP
Molecular function (GO): U2 snRNA binding; protein binding
Source: RefSeq, a predicted model, not a curated record
AUGAGUUUUGCUAGCUCGCGUGCUCUUGCUGUUGCAUCGUAUCAAGAUCGCUUUGACAUUUUCAUUCUGAAUCAACGUGCAUCACGAACAUCCUUUGAUCCGUUUGUCGGGAUGGGCUCAGUUACUGAAGAAGGCAUCUUGUGGCAUAUGGAAUUCUUACACACCGAACAUGCCACUCCAGAUCGUAUUGUACUGUGUACAGUUGUUUAUAAUGAUAUUGAACGGCUUUGUCGCGUGAUUGUAUACAUUAUUGACGCAUCCAACCCUGACGAUGUAAUUGUCCGACGCAUCGGACGACUUCCUCUUGAAAGAAAUACCCCGCUACCUGUGUUAUUGAUUCCUCUCGCUUUCAAACCGGAAACAAUGUUGUUGGUGACGGAACAAUACAUCUCUGUCUUCAAUACAGACGAUGUCGCGAGUGGCAACGUCCACUAUCCCACUAGCUUGAUACCACGUCCUUUUGGUGAGCUCGAUUGUAAGUUCCGUGGACAGAUGUUUCGCGUAGAUCUUUCGGAUCUGGAUGACAUUAGCUGGGAAUGGUUUGCUGGUAGCAAUCCCAUAGGACAAGCGAUGUGCGCGUUGGGAACGAUCCAAAUGAUGGAUGAUGACAAUGUUAUCCCGGCCGAUGUUUUAUUCUAUGUCGGGGAAAGUGCAGACAGUCAAGUGAUUGCGGUAGGCUGUUCGACAACUCGUGAUUUUUCCACCCCGUUUCCUGAGCCGAUUAUCAUGCAGACGAUGACCAACCGAGCUCCCUUGAGUAAUGCAACCAUUGCUCCAAGUAUGGAAGGUGCGCAGGACGCACUCAUUGCUUGCUCGGGUCAACACGGUGGUGGAUCGCUGAGUUUUAUCACCAACGGCAUCUCGGCCGACUUGAUUGAACCGUUCGACAGCGGGUGUCGAGGGUAG